Molecule: messenger RNA, 1200 nt
Organism: Aspergillus aculeatus ATCC 16872
Lineage: Eukaryota; Fungi; Ascomycota; Eurotiomycetes; Eurotiales; Aspergillaceae
Exons: 1
Coding region: 1-1200 (399 amino acids)
Source: RefSeq, a predicted model, not a curated record
AUGGCAGACUACUGUUUCGGCGAGAUGUCCGCGAGGGCACAUGUGCAGAUUUUUGAUGUAGAUAGCACAUCCGGUGGGUCAGAUGCCGAGGAUGAGCUCGGUAUUUAUGAGGGAGAUCAUUGGGGCACGCCCAGUGAGUCCGAGGUUGACUCUGAUUUCGAUGAUCGUGACGAGAGCCCACCUUCACCUCUUGCGCCGAAAUUCCCACGGGAUGGCGAGGAGCUGCUGCACGAUGUGGCGUCUCUCCUGGAUGGCAAGGGCAUCGGCAAUGUACUCGUUGGAGAGGUCGCCCUUUCGAUCAUGGGCGUGCCCAUCGCCGCUCACUACACCGCGUUCAUGAUUCCGGAUGGGCAAAUCGACCAGGCUGCCCAGGUGCUACGUGACGCCCAGUACCCCGACUGCAAGGAUCUGGACCAGUUCGCAGCCAAGCCUACCAAGACCAAAUCCCGCAUCCGCUGUCGUGCGUUGACUGGGGGCGCCACUCGCAGAUGUCCCAUCCCGGUCCAUCACUUCCACACCGACCAUCGCUACCCCGAGGACCGCAAUGACAGCCGCAACCAGACCCGAGGCGUCUUCCUCUAUUGUGCGUCGCAGAUGCUGGCCCCGGGCUUUCCAAUGCCCGCUGCUGGGCCUCCGCCGCCCGAGGAUCCCUUUUACAUGGUCACUUCCGAUGCGCGGCUCUACAGGCCAUCGUUGCGGGGCGAGGACGGCCUGGUAAUGCUGAACUGCCGGGGCCGGCAGAGUACGGAGUCUUACCCGGUCAAGAUACUCCACCCGGCGCGAUAUAUGGAGAAUCUGGUCUACCUGAUGGUUCGCGACAUUGGGUACCUCGUCUGCAACGGGUGGCAAACCGAGUUUAAAUGUAUGUUGACUUUCAGUCCGCUCUUGCCAGCUGCGAACCUAGCGCUAGCUGCGAUUGAUGUCGAGCUCGGGGACGUACAGGCUGGGCCGAUCCGGGACUGGAUUGGGCUGCACCAUGUAUGGGACAAUAAUGAGGCGGCCAUCUGUGUUCGGUUCGCGGCUCUUCACCGAUAUUGGAAGAAGUCGGGCCUACUGGGUGAACCCCUGAUGACUCCCCGGGAAGCGAAGGGUGUCUCGCCGAAACACAUUGAGGAUUGCCUCAGGAACAUGGAAGAGGGGAAGCCCCCAAGCCUGGAUCGAUCCUUUGAGGAGUCCGACUGGACUUGUCAAUUGAUGUAG